This is a messenger RNA of Populus euphratica (Euphrates poplar), 1191 nucleotides long. Its product is annotated as probable aquaporin TIP3-2. The coding region runs from base 222 to 998 and encodes 258 amino acids. The record is from RefSeq and is a predicted model, not a curated record. NCBI's taxonomy places the organism in Eukaryota, Viridiplantae, Streptophyta, Magnoliopsida, Malpighiales, Salicaceae. The transcript has 3 exons. Gene Ontology annotation, cellular component: membrane. Gene Ontology annotation, biological process: transmembrane transport; water transport. Gene Ontology annotation, molecular function: water channel activity.
CACUCUCCCCGACUCUUCCCUUCUCAUCUUUACCUUGAGAGAAACUAUAUUGAUAUCGCCUUGAUCAGUACCAGUACUUCUUCUAGCUCGUUGUAGGAUUUUCUUGGACAGUACUGGUCGAGCUCUUUCACAGCUACCAUAUUCAUAUUGCGGAGGAUCGAGUACUGCUAAAAGGAAGGAAAAAAGAAAAAUUAUCAAUUGCACCUAAGUUAAGACACACUAUGCCUCGCAGAUAUGCAUUUGGGAAGGCUGAUGAGGCCACCCGCCCUGACGCCAUGAGAGCCGCUUUGGCUGAAUUGGUCUCCACUUUUAUCUUUGUAUUUGCUGGCGAAGGCUCUAUUCUUGCUCUCGAUAAGUUAUACAAGGGAACUGGGCCACCAGCUUCAGGGCUGCUGGUGGUCUCACUUGCACAUGCAUUGGCACUGUUUUCUGCUGUGGCAUCCAGCAUUAACAUAUCAGGUGGCCAUGUAAACCCUGCUGUUACCUUUGGCUCACUUGUUGGUGGCCGGAUCUCGGUUAUUCGAGCAGUCUCUUAUUGGGUUGCUCAGCUCUUGGGUUCUAUUUUCGCUGCUCUCUUGUUGAGGCUUGUCACCAAUGGCUUGAGACCAACUGGAUUUCAUGUGCAAUCAGGGGUUGGAGAGGUGCAUGGGCUUCUAUUGGAAAUGGCACUGACAUUUGGACUGGUAUACACAGUGUAUGCAACAGCUAUUGAUCCCAAAAGGGGAAGCUUGGGGAUCAUUGCACCUCUAGCAAUUGGGUUCGUUGUUGGGGCAAACAUCUUGGUUGGUGGUCCAUUUGAUGGAGCAUCAAUGAACCCAGCAAGAGCAUUUGGGCCUGCUCUAAUUGGGUGGAGAUGGAGGAACCAUUGGAUCUACUGGGUUGGUCCUUUCCUUGGAGGAGGCUUGGCAGCCCUCAUAUAUGAGUACAUUGUGAUUCCAGCAGAGCCAGUAGCUCACCAUACUCAUCAGCAUCAGCCCUUGGCUCCUGAAGAUUACUAGUCCUCUUCCUUGAUCAAAUUUGCUUCAUGUAUUGUCAGUAAUUAUCUUGACCUUGUUUCGUUUGUUCUGUGUUUUUCUCUUUCUCUGCCUUUUGGGUCUGGAACAUCGUGAUUGUGAAGAGUUUGUCUUUUGUUAAGGGUUCCCUAGAUCAUGAAUAACGAUGUUUGGAAAUAAAAGAAGUGCCAGACACUUU